This is a messenger RNA of Leptidea sinapis, 2416 nucleotides long. Its product is annotated as homeobox protein Hox-B7a-like. The record is from RefSeq and is a predicted model, not a curated record. Bases 6 to 707 code for a protein of 233 amino acids. Lineage: Eukaryota; Metazoa; Arthropoda; Insecta; Lepidoptera; Pieridae. Gene Ontology annotation, molecular function: DNA-binding transcription factor activity, RNA polymerase II-specific; RNA polymerase II cis-regulatory region sequence-specific DNA binding. The transcript is spliced from 3 exons. Gene Ontology annotation, biological process: cell differentiation; regulation of transcription by RNA polymerase II.
UCGAAAUGUGCGCGUGUCGACAGAAAAAGGCAUCGUUUCUUAUAGAAGAUAUACUAGAAAAUAAAAAAGUGAUUAAAGAAAAUGAAAGAGAAAUCAGUAAAACUAGAACUGAUGAUGUACUUCAAACGAAAUUCAACGUUAUGACAGAAGUAAAAAAUGAUCUAGAUGCGGUUAAGUUGAGGGUUAAUCUCGAACAGAGAAGAAAUACAUACCCGUUGUAUCCGAUGCCGGUAAAGGCCAAUAUGCCGUGGCCGAUGUACAGAAUGAAAGGGUAUGAGGUUCCGCAGCAGUCUAUGAAUUUCUAUAGCGAACCAGUAUUAAAUUCUGACCAUAUUUUGCGGAGUCAGUUGUCGGUGAACAGAUUUCUGACACCAUAUAGUGUUCGGCAUCCAUACAACUUCGAUCGGGGAGUUUGUUGUAACGGUUGGUGGGGCGUUGGCGGCAGACGGAAGGGGGGGCAGGUGAGGUUCAGUGCUGCGCAAACCGGAGCCCUGGAGCGCCGGUUCAGUGCCAGCAAAUAUCUCAGUCCGGAUGAGAGGAGAGCGCUUGCAGCCUCACUCAGAUUGAGUGACAGGCAGGUGAAAACAUGGUUUCAAAAUCGUCGCGCAAAAUGGAGGAGGACCACAUCCGAAUGCAAUGACCCUGGCAGUCCACCUUCACCAGAUGAAGGUUCAGAUGAUGAUGUGCAAGUCUCGGAAGAGGUCUGACUCUAUUAAAGGACUUUCAGAUAUGAAGAAAACGUAUUAACUUUAAUGUAACCUUUUUCCGCGAGGACGCAGUUUCUUGGUUGAAAUUUACUUGCACAAUAAUAUGUUGAACAACUGCAAGCAUAACAAAAGAAGACGAGAUCACGAAUUAUAAAAUCCCUAAGAGAUACAAGAAUAGAAAUGAUUUGCAAAUGUUAGACUAGCGGAAAACUCGGGGUAGUAAAAUAAACAUAAAAACCAGCCUACCAAAACUCUUUAAGAAAAAAGCGAUUCACUCGAUUGUAUGAAACGUCUUGUAAAAAACACAUUAAUCCGUUACGUUUUAAGCAACUGUUCGCUUACAAACUUAGCCGGAUUAUACUUUGUCGCCAAUCGCCAUACUGUAAUUACUUCUAUUAAUUCAAAGUUAUGUCAAAUGACUGCACGUUUCAUACUAUUUACCUACUUUGCACACAUAAUCUAUCCUGCCGGUUAAAUUAUGGGGGCAAAGAAGCCACUGAACAUCUGUAAAGACACAGCAGGAUAGAAAAGAAAAGCGAAUCUAUUGUUACUGUAACUGAUUUUAAUUGACAAGUCGUAAACAGUCACACACGCUUCUAAUUAGGUCCAUAGUAUUUUGAAUAUUAUACCACUGGCUAACGCUCACAUUGACAAAAUUUGUCACGCACUAUCGGGCUGCCGAGUAGUGUAUACGAUAGAAACAAUUACAUGGUAUACGGGGGAAGCUUAUCACUGACGAUGAUGAUUAAGGAUUGGUCUCCUAUUUUAUGCCGUACGCGACGUCUAGCGUUAGCGUCAACGUUCAAUUCCGUGGCUUCCAACGUCUGGACGCAACGCACAGCGUCGGCGGUCAAUACGUCUGGCGUGACGCAGGUGGCUCAGUGGCUACUCGCGAGCGGUCGCGAUGAUUUUUAUGAUUAUAUCACUUUUAUCAUACACUGCAUUAUAAGAUUUUACUGAUUCAAUCAACAACUCUUAUUUGCCUUUAUCAAACCUCAUCAAUUUGUGUGACGCAAGCGACGACCUUCACGCUGCUGGUUCGAAAUGACUAGAGACGCGGCGCACGGUGUUCGGAUGCCGCGUACGGCGUCAACAAUUCAACACGCAAGCGUCGACGUGUGAAAGAGACAAUAAAGUACAUUUAUAUAGUAAGCAUGGUGACGCAGCGUACGGCGUGACGAGACGUCGCGUACGUAAUAGGAGACCAUAGCCUAAGUGAACCACUACAACUUUUGAUCUCCUAUUCUUUAAAUAUAAUAAGAAAUAUUUUUUUAGGAUGUGAGUAAAUGAGCACAUGAUAUCUGUACGGUACCACCAUGAGUAACAAGGUUUUAUUUACUCAUAUGACGGUACGGCAUGUAAUAUGAUGUAAGUCGUUACGCAUCAUAAAAAGACCGGAGGCGUAUCAUACAACCUUGCUUGCUUCCAACCUAGCUUGGCCAUCCUAGACUUUAAAUGUACUUAAUGGUAAUUAAUAUUUCGUCGCAAACCGUUAAAAUCAAUGCCGAAAUAAAAAGAAUUAUACAUUUGUAGGUAAUAGGUAAAUAAUAAGUGGACCAUGUUCUAUGUUUUUAGAUUAUAAGAACAUAUUAUAUUAUAUUGUUGUAUAAUUUUCAUUUUCUAAUGUAUAAUAAUGUUUGUUUAUGAAUGUUACGUAUGAUGUGUUCGUUAGACAAAUCCGACUACCUACUUUGUAAAUAAACUGCCUA